AUGUCCACGCGAGAUUUAACAUCCAAUACUCCUCAGUUUAACAUUUCCGCAAACAGGAAUGGCCACAAUGGAAGCAAAAGUGAUGAUAUUGCACUGGACGCAAAUUCCCAAGAUUCACAUACUUUAAAUCAUCAAAAUCCAUUUGCUGACCAAAUACAACCACCACCAAGACAACCACCCACCUUCGUAUACUCAUCAUCAUCCUCGUCGGCAUCCUCAUCAGAAUCAUCUAUACCCCAUCUUCACAAUCCCCAAGCACAUAGAUUCACAGAGGGAACAGGAUAUUAUUCCAAUGGAGGAAGUUCAAAUAUGUUACUCGAAACCCCUGAUGAUCAUACAAGAUUAAUGAGUGCUUCACCGGCAGAAUAUGACAGAUAUCCAAGCUUAGCGGGAUCAAGAGUACAAAGCUCUCUUUCGUUAGCAUCACAAUUACGCUUCCCAUUCAACAACAAUGGGAACAAUAUACCAAUAUCUGUGUCACAAGAAAGUACGGGUGCUUCAUCAGUGAACAGUUCUAGUAGCUCUACCCCACCGCCUCCAAUUGCCGACCUUUCGCCAUUCGGAGGAUAUCCUGCCCUGUCAUUCCCAUUGCAUAUCGACGAAAAAGAACCAGAUGAUUAUUUACACAAUCCUGAUCCAAUUGAAGAUGCGGAAUAUGAUAAGAAUAGAUUUAUGCAUGAUUUGAAAAAUAUGGAUAGAAGAUCCUUCACCGGGAUGCUUGCAUUGAUAAUAUUAUUCCUUGCUGGAUUAAUGGUCUUUAUUUUAGUUCCGGCACUUACAUAUAGUGGAGUCACUAAUCAUUAUCAUGGUGUUCAAGUAUAUGAAGUUUUAACCAGAUAUGAAUAUCCGAUGUUAUCCGCCAUCAGACAAGAACUUGUUGAUCCGGACACACCACAAGAAGCAAUGACAUGGAAGAGUCAAAAUGGAGAUGAAUGGCCUUUGGUAUUCAGUGAUGAAUUCAAUGCUGUAGGAAGAACAUUCUAUGAAGGUGAUGAUCAAUUUUUCACCGCGCCAGAUUUACAUUAUGAUGCAACCAAGGAUUUGGAAUGGUAUGAUCCUGAUGCAGUCACCACCGCCAAUGGAACGUUGAAUUUACGUAUGGAUGCAUUCAAGAAUCAUAAUUUGUUUUAUAGAAGUGGUAUGGUCCAAAGUUGGAAUAAAUUCUGUUUCACCCAAGGAAAAAUCGAAUUCUCCGCCAGAUUACCCAAUUAUGGUAAUGUAAGUGGAUUGUGGCCCGGUUUAUGGACCAUGGGGAACUUAGGUCGUCCAGGGUAUUUAGCCCUGACAGAAGGAGUCUGGCCAUAUUCUUAUGAAUCCUGUGAUGCCGGUAUUACUCCUAAUCAAUCCUCUCCUGAUGGGAUAAGUUAUUUACCAGGACAGAGAUUGAAUUCAUGUACUUGUCCUGGAGAAGAUCAUCCAAAUCCAGGUGUGGGUAGAGGUGCACCCGAAAUCGAUGUUUUAGAGGCGGAAAUGUCAAGUGAUCCUACAGGCAAAAAACCAAAUUUGGGGGUUGCUUCUCAAUCUUUACAAUUGGCUCCAUUUGAUAUUUGGUACAUUCCUGAUUACGAUUUUGUUGCAAUUCAUAAUGACUCAGUCACAACUAUGAAUACUUAUGCUGGAGGACCUUUUCAACAAGCACUUUCUGGUACUACUACUUUGAAUCAUACUUGGUAUGAAUUUGGAGAAGAUAUGCCACAUAAUUUCCAACGAUAUGGAUUUGAAUAUUUGAAUGAUCCAAAUAAGGGAUAUCUCACCUGGUUUGUUGGAGAAAACCCAACAUUAACUGUUUAUUCUCAAGCACUUCAUCCAAAUGGGAAUAUUGGUUGGAGACCUCUUUCAAAAGAACCGAUGUCUUUGAUUAUGAAUCUUGGUAUUUCUAAUAAUUGGGCAUAUAUCGAUUGGAAUUCUUUGGUGUUCCCCGUGACGAUGAGUAUUGAUUACGUGAGGGUAUAUCAACCAGCAGAUCAGAUCAAUAUUGGAUGUGAUCCAAGUGGCUUUCCUACUUAUAAUUAUAUUCAGCUGCAUUUGAAUGUUUAUGAAAAUGUGAAUUUGACGUUGUUUGAAGAUGCAGGAUAUAAAUUCCCCAAGAAUAAGUUGACUGGGUGUAAGUAA
This is a messenger RNA of Hemisphaericaspora subhashii, 2112 nucleotides long. RefSeq names its product beta-glucan synthesis-associated protein (gene KRE6). The transcript has a single exon. Lineage: Eukaryota; Fungi; Ascomycota; Pichiomycetes; Serinales; Debaryomycetaceae. Gene Ontology annotation, molecular function: glucosidase activity. Gene Ontology annotation, biological process: fungal-type cell wall organization; (1->6)-beta-D-glucan biosynthetic process. Gene Ontology annotation, cellular component: plasma membrane; endoplasmic reticulum membrane. The coding region runs from base 1 to 2112 and encodes 703 amino acids. The record is from RefSeq and is a predicted model, not a curated record.